Molecule: messenger RNA, 340 nt
Organism: Closterium sp. NIES-67
Lineage: Eukaryota; Viridiplantae; Streptophyta; Zygnematophyceae; Desmidiales; Closteriaceae
Source: the annotation of a GenBank genome assembly
GUUACUCCUGUUACCUUCCGCUUGCGUCUGCCAGCCACCCGGAAGAUUCACAAUGCCUUCCAUGUCCAACUUCUGAAGCCCUAUCGGGAUCCGAACACAAUCUUCGUCGGACGCCAACCGCCGCCGCCGCCACCCGUCCUCGUCCAGAAUGAACCCGAGUACGAGGUCGAGUCCGUGCUUGCACACAGCCGACGUCGAAAUGGCGCCGUGGAGCUUCUCAUCCGUUGGAAGGGUUAUGAUCCUUCUGAGGACAGCUGGGUCCCUGAGUCCGACAUGGGUAACGCCCGUCGUCCUCUGCAUGACUACCUUUGAAAUUGAUGAAUAGAGAGAGAGAGUACAC